CGCCGCUGCCAGAGUCCGUCCAACGAGAUCACACGAGACUAGUCUUGCUUCCCCCCUCCCUCGCCCCACACAGCUCAGGCAUUUACUUAUUCAACAUGGCUACGACUGCAUCGUUAUCGAAAUUCAACGAGAUUUAUGAACUGAAAGAAGAACUUGGCAAGGGAGCUUUCUCAAUUGUACGGAGAUGUGUUCAGAAGUCUACAGGACUGGAAUUUGCAGCUAAAAUUAUUAACACGAAGAAACUCUCCGCCAGAGAUCAUCAAAAGCUAGAAAGAGAAGCUAGAAUUUGUAGAUUGUUGAAACAUCCAAAUAUUGUGCGCUUGCAUGACAGUAUACAAGAUGAAGGAUUUCAUUACCUGGUCUUUGAUUUAGUAACAGGUGGUGAAUUAUUUGAAGAUAUAGUUGCUAGAGAGUUUUACAGUGAAGCAGAUGCCAGUCACUGCAUGCAGCAAAUAUUAGAGAGUGUUAAUUAUUGCCAUCACCAUGGUAUUGUACACAGAGAUCUGAAGCCGGAGAACCUGCUGCUUGCUAGCAAAGCAAAGGGAGCUGCUGUCAAGUUAGCGGAUUUUGGACUGGCUAUUGAAGUAAAUGGGGAUCAGCAGGGAUGGUUUGGUUUUGCUGGAACCCCUGGUUAUCUUUCACCAGAAGUAUUAAGAAAAGAUCCAUACGGAAAACCUGUAGAUAUUUGGGCAUGUGGGGUUAUCUUAUAUAUUCUCUUAGUUGGUUAUCCUCCGUUCUGGGAUGAAGAUCAACAUCGGUUAUAUGCACAAAUUAAAGCAGGAGCAUAUGAUUAUCCUUCACCAGAAUGGGACACUGUGACCCCAGAGGCAAAGAAUCUCAUCAACAGUAUGCUGACUGUGAACCCUGCCAAAAGGAUCACCGCAUCUGAGGCUCUGAAACAUCCUUGGAUCUGUCAACGAGAGCGUGUUGCUGCUGCUGUACACCGACAAGAAACUGUAGAUUGUUUGAAGAAAUUCAAUGCCAGGAGAAAACUAAAAGGUGUUAUUCUUACCACUAUGCUGGCAACCAGAAACUUCUCCAUAAACAAAGACUCUAGUGAAAGUAGUUUGGAAGAUUUGAAUGAACAAAGAACAUUGGACAAAUAUGGAGAAGAUCAAGCACCAGCUCGGCCUCAACCUUCCGCUCCUCCAUUAAAUUACUCGGAUACAGCUUCAACACCAUCUCCCAGUUUGGUUUCCAGGCCACAUCGUAGAGCUCCAAUGAGAGCAAAACCAAUUGAUCUACCUGAGGAAUCACCUACGUUCCAUACCACCCCUCCAUAUCAGCCAGAGCAAACUUCAAAGAAAACAGGCAUGAACAAACUUCACCGUCCCUUUGAAGUACCUGUUUUUAAUGACAGAGGCAUUGGUUUGCCCAAAUUGCAACCAGUAACUAUGGUAGCUAAACCAAAUGCCCAGUUUUCUCCACAUCGCUUCAAAACAAGUUCUGAUGUCCAAAUCACUAAUUAUGCUUCCAACUUACCUUUCUUAAGAUCAACACCAAGUCAUAGUAAGCUAGGAUUUAAAGAUCUACAUGAACUUCAACCUCAGUAUUCCUAUGAUCAAAUGAAAUAUUUCCCAGGUGGCCAAAAUCAAAGACAACACUACAUGCAAUCUCCUCAAUAUUCACCUGUGAACCCUAAGACUCGUUUUGAACAGUUUUAUGAUAGAUCCUCUGAGUAUGCUGUUCUUCAUUCAGUACCUAUGCCACAGCCAGCAAGUAUAUAUGGUAGUAUUUCAAUGCCAUCUUUGUGUGAUAUUGACCCUUUGGUGCCAGUGUCAUAUGUCAGGGAUCCCAGAUAUGCACAUACUCAGUCCCACUUUUUAAACAGAAAACACAAUACUCAUUUAGCACCUGGUUGCAAUCAAAUGUCAGCAUCUGACUACAAUCUCCACAACAUCUCAGAUAAUGUUGGUUUUGAAAACCUGUUCUCAACACCUAUGUAUGGAGCACCUCAAGCACAUCGGAGAUUUUAACUCUGAUACACUGAUUUCUUAUCGCUUGCUAUCAUCAUCCUCACAACUAGCUUCUUUCUUCUGACUGAUGUUCAAAUGGUACAGUUAAUCCUCAAUGAAUAGAAAGAGACAGCAGACCUGCUUUUGGUUCCCAAUUGGAAGUUAGUGUUCUAAUGAUGCUAGAAGAGGCAUCAAAGUCUCAACGUUGAAUUUUUUCUUAUCCUUACUAAGCAAAGCUUCAGUGAAAGAUUACAGAACCAGUAGCAUAUCAGACAAAAUAUCUGUGUAGUGUUCAGUUUUGCCUUUUGAUUUAAUCAACUCUAUGCAAUGAGGGUUGAUUAAAUCAAACACACUAUCCUCCAGUAUUUCUGCUAUUGUGGCAAAAUUAGAAAUUAUUAUUAGGAUUAUCUACUAUAGAAUCAAAGAAGCUACCAAGGAGCUGAGAAAGAUACCAGAAUCUAAAAGAACUAAUGACCAUCUGUGUUAACAGACCUCUGUUCAGUAAAGUUCACAAAAUACCUGAAAUCUUAGAAUUCUCUUCUAUCUAUAUCAUCAUAACAUAUUUUUAAACUUUAUCCAUGAGCUGAUUCAGUAUCAUUGUUUCAGUUCUCAAAGAGGGAAAAACUAUUUUUAGAAAAGUAGAAACAGUGUAGUUAAAAUAUGUUCCAUCUCUAAAGGUGGGGUUAAUAGUCCAAAAAAUUAUGAUCAUAUUAACUAUAACUCAACUCUGUCACUUAAACUUUGGAUGGUAUGCAGUCUUAUUUCAGUCC
Messenger RNA from Octopus sinensis (East Asian common octopus), 2725 nucleotides. Its product is annotated as calcium/calmodulin-dependent protein kinase type II delta chain. Gene Ontology annotation, biological process: protein phosphorylation. Gene Ontology annotation, molecular function: ATP binding; calmodulin binding; calcium/calmodulin-dependent protein kinase activity. The record is from RefSeq and is a predicted model, not a curated record. The transcript is spliced from 14 exons. NCBI's taxonomy places the organism in Eukaryota, Metazoa, Mollusca, Cephalopoda, Octopoda, Octopodidae. The coding region runs from base 96 to 1976 and encodes 626 amino acids. Gene Ontology annotation, cellular component: neuron projection; cytoplasm.